AUGCUAAAGCGCCUACCUCACAGAUGGCUGCGUGGAAAACCCUUUGGUCAAUUUAAGUGUCAAAUACAAGGGCCACACCUUACUCCAGGGACCACACCACUCCAGGGCCACACCUUACAGGACCACACCUACUCCAGGGACCACACCUUACCCAGGGCCACACCUUACUCCAGGAACCACACCUUAAUCCAGGGACCACACCUACUUCAGGGACCACACCUACCCAGGGACCACACCUUACCAGGUGACCACACCAAUCCAGGGACCACACCUCCCAGGGACCACACCUUACUCCAGGAACCACACCUUAAUCCAGGGACCACACCUUACUCCAGGGGCCACACCUUACUCCAGGAACCACAACUCCAGGGACCACACCUUACUCCAGGGGGACCACACCCCAGGGACCACACCUUACUCCAGGGACCACACCUUACUUCAGGUGACCACACCUUAAUCCAGGGACCACACCUUACCCAGGGCCACACCUUACUCCAGGAACCACACCUUAAUCCAGGGUCCAGGGGGAACCACACCAUCCAGGGACCACACCUUCCAGGGCCACACCUCCAGGGCCACACCUUACCCAGGACCACACCACUCCAGGAACCACACCUUACUUCAGGGACCACACCUUACUCCAGGGGCCACACCUUACCCAGGGCCACACCUUACUCCAGGAACCACACCAUCCAGGGACCACACCUACCAGGGACCACACCUUACUUCAGGGCCACACCUUACUCCAGGAACCACACCUUAAUCCAGGGACCACACCUUACUCCAGGGCCACACCUUACCCAGGGGCCACACCUACCCAGGACCACACCUUACUCCAGAACCACACCCUCAGGACCACACCUUACCCAGGGACCACACCUUACUCCAGGAACCACACCUUACUCCAGGAACCACACCACACACCUUACUCCACGGACCACACCUUACUCCAGGAACCACACCUUAAUCCAGGGACCACACCUUACCCACCACACCUACUCCAGGGCCACACCUUACUCCAGGGACCACACCUUACUUCAGGGACCACACCUUAAUCCAGGGACCACACCUUCCUCCAGGGGCCACACCUUACUCCAAGGACCACACCUUACUCCAUGGGCCACACCUUACUCCAGGGACCACACCUUACUUCAGGGACCACACCUUAAUCCAGGGACCAUACUUUGCUCCAGGGGACCCCCAAGGAUCCCCAAGGACCCUCAAGGACCCCCAAGGACCCUCAAGGACCCCCAAGGACCUUCUAAGGACCCACAAAACUUGGAACAAAAACCUUACUCUAGUGGCCAGUGUCCCAGACGCAAGAGCAUGGACGGGCGCAAAAAUGGACCCAUGGAUGACAAGCUUUAUUAUGACGAAAGACUCAAGCAUAAUUAUCUUACUCCUUACACCAGAGAUGUUGCCUUUUACUUCGUGUUUGACAAAAGAGAGUCCAUCUCAAGUGAAAUCCUCAGUAACAAGAUAAAGUUAAAACGUGUUAAGUGA
Molecule: messenger RNA, 1503 nt
Organism: Homarus americanus (American lobster)
Lineage: Eukaryota; Metazoa; Arthropoda; Malacostraca; Decapoda; Nephropidae
Product: basic salivary proline-rich protein 2-like
Exons: 6
Coding region: 1-1503 (500 amino acids)
Source: RefSeq, a predicted model, not a curated record